Molecule: messenger RNA, 767 nt
Organism: Amoebophrya sp. A25
Lineage: Eukaryota; Dinophyceae; Syndiniales; Amoebophryaceae
Source: the annotation of a GenBank genome assembly
GAACGAGAUGAAACCGCAAUCCAGAGGAGAGUGCCCCAUAUGCAGAUGGAAGAUUGGUGGACAGUCGCUGGACGACCUCGUCUGCGCUACGGCGACGAAAAGGGAGCACUUGCUUAUGCAACACCUGGCGGAAAAGCAUGCAGACGGAAUGUGGCAACAGACUGACCAUGCGAAGAUGAUGAUCCAAGCGGCGAGGAAGGAGCAGAUAGGCAGUGAGGAAAGGAGGAAACGCAGGUUACAGGCGGGUACCUGCUCAGGCUUUCGAAGACUGCUAUCGAGAGGCCCGAAGCGAGCGAGAAAAACCAAAUAUGGAGAGCGAUACAGCUGCAGAGACUGCGACAUCACGUUCACGACGACAGAAGGAGCGAUGAGGGCUCAUCGACAGCAGCAUAAAAAUGGCGACAUCAUCAAGAUUGGGCAGAUCAAGAAAUCGCAAAGGGUCUGGUCUGGUGAUGCCCUCGGAGCUGUUCGCACGCUCUACCGUCCGGAGACGCACGUCAUGUGCAAGGCCACUGGGAAGCCCUUUUUUGGUUCAGACGCUCGACUGACAAAAAUCGUAGUACCACCACACUGCUGGGCGAAUGAAAAAAAGGACAAAUUGAUCUGCAAAAAGUGCAAAUGGGAAUUAGAAUACAGAGAGGAAAUGACGCUACAAGCAAGAGCAAAAAGGACGGAAAUAUAUAGAAAACACAUCAGGAAGUGCAAAGGGAAGUAGUCUAUAGUAGUUGCUAAACACCUCAAGAAUAGGUACAAUCAUCAUCAUCAUC